AUGUCGAGGACGCCGCUACAUCAAUGGAGACAUGCCACAUCCAGCGGGCAAUAUUCUGAUGGGCGGGCCCAAGCCGCUGGCGACGACCAUCAGGCGCUAACAGGAUCUCCGAGUCAUUCUCAUCCCACGGACGAGCUUCCGCGCUUCUUAUUUCCUGGCCCAGCCAGUCAGACUUAUGAUCCCACUGUCGCAUCUACCGCCUUCAACUCUAGAUCGCCCUAUCAGGAGAGACUCUGGGAUAGUGUCGCUAAUCAAAAGCAUGAUGUUCCUUCGCUUCCUCCAUAUAAUACUGGUAGUCCAGCUCACUUUGGGGCUCAACGGUCCAAUGUGUUGAGAAACGUGGAUCCUGGUCACUGUUAUGAUUGUACGGGGGGGUCUUCCGCCAGCAUGGCCGCUCAAAAGCGUCAGAUACAACAGCCCCAAAGGCAGAGUACGACGAGUAUGCCUUCUGGAUUUGAAAGACUGCUUCAUCAUUCGCCUACGCCGUCCCCUCCCCCGCGGCGACCGUCCUCAACCUCACGAUAUCACCUUUACAUCAGACAGCAGCCUUUGGCUGCGCGAGCUUGUGGCGCGGGUGACAGAGACCGACGGCCUAUCGACCCACCUCCCAUCAUCCAAAUGCUUCUGAGGGACUUCGAUCCAAGAUCCGCUGACGACAAUAAUAUCCUUCAAGAUCCGCGAUUCACUGUGGGCUGUUUCCUCAUUCCCGAGCCCGGAUUUUCCCAAUCAGACAUGAACGCCGACGGUACGGGUAGAGCGGAUGAAUUGAGCCAGGGACAGUCGACUCCUUUGCUAUCCGGAAAAGCUUUCGUGUCACCUUUUUAUGUCGAUGAAGACCCGGACCCCAGCACCGCGCCAGCCCAUCCAUCCUCGCCCUACUACGAAAUAGGCGAAUACGUGCUACCGAACCCUUACCACGACACCCCACACACCUCGGGACAGGGACAACCUGCUACGUUCUAUAUAUUCUCCGACCUUUCUGUCCGUACAGCUGGACUGUACCGCCUCCAAUUUCGUCUGAUGAACUGGGGUCACGUGGAGGACACUGGCAAGUCAAUGCCCAUCCUUGCCGAGGCUUGGACGAAUCCCUUCCGCGUAUUUCCGGCCAAGGACUUUCCUGGAAUGAGGGAUUCGUCCCUUUUGACGGAAGGACUGAAGGAGCUUGGGUUCGUGGAAUUGAAGACGCGGGGGAAAGGGAAAGGGAAGGGUCGAAGGAGGUGA
Aspergillus japonicus CBS 114.51 is the source of this 1221-nucleotide messenger RNA. RefSeq names its product velvet factor family protein. NCBI's taxonomy places the organism in Eukaryota, Fungi, Ascomycota, Eurotiomycetes, Eurotiales, Aspergillaceae. The transcript is spliced from 2 exons. The record is from RefSeq and is a predicted model, not a curated record. Bases 1 to 1221 code for a protein of 406 amino acids.